GAUGCACACAAGUUUUCACCCUUUUAUAAUGAAGCUGAAAAGAGUAAAUUAAAAAAUAAAAGAGAAAAGUCUACGGAACAUGGCAGCAGGCUUCUCUGCUUCUCUCACACACUUCCUCUCCCGCUCGGCUGUUGAGGCAGAGGAAGGCUGAAAGGCUGCGACUAAAAGCGGACGUUGUUUUCAUUGUUGUUUAUUUCUUCAGUUCGAGCAGCAAAAAAAUCAGCGUUCACUUUCAAUUAAGUGAUUGAAUGGAGUCUCCCCUGCCGGUUUUGCGAACAAAUUACGGAGGCUCAAAAGAGUUCUAUUCUAAAGGUUGUAAAAGGACGAAAAUAUCGCGUGAUUCAAAAGAUGAUGACAGCGUGGCCACUCCUGGAAAACCACGGCAUGAAACUGUCUCUCCAAAUGUUGUCGAUUACUCUGACCCAUGUGCAGUCUCCAGUAUGCUUGAAACCUUUAAUACCGGUGGUAAAUACGGAAGUGUUACAAAAGAUUUAGAGGCCCUUAUCUCUAGGAAUAUGCAAUUGGUAAGUAAGGUGCUUGCUUUGCAUCCUUGUCUUUCCAAUGUGUUAGCGGAUGUGGAAAAGAGCCCAAGGAAAGAGGCGUCACAGUUGCCAAGUCGACAACUUGCCCAUUUGUCACGGACAAAUUUUAUUGACUUGGAAGACGAGUCUGCUGAAAGUGGCAUCACAUCAAUGGCGUCACCUGUAGUAAUUCUGGAUUCGGAUGAUGAAGACAGCAGAAGUCGGAGGCCUCUACAUCCUGUUCAGGAAAUUGUACUGAGGAAGCCAUCUGGGAUAUUACUCUCUAAGGAGAUACCGGUUGGGGAGCCUAAUGUAUCUCAGGUUAGGGAGUCCAUGGGAAACAGAAUUUACAAAGAAGAAAAAGUUAGUCUAACCUGCGAAAUUGGUAUCAAGAAGGAUAAAGGUGUUUAUGUUGGUGUUGAAGAGGAUGUUGAUACUCAAACUGAGGCUGCAGAUGAUGGUUUGGGAGAUAUUUGGCAGGAGAUGUCAAUGGCAUUAGAGUUUUCCAAGGAUGGUUUUGAGGAUCCAUCAUCAAGUGAACGCAUGUCAGAAGAUGAGGAGGAUUGUGAUCAUUCUUUUGUCUUGAAGGAUGAUCUUGGUUAUGUUUGUCGCAUUUGCGGGGUAAUCGAGAGAGGAAUUGAGACUAUAAUUGACAUCCAGUAUAACAAGGUCAAAAGGAGUACACAUACUUAUGCAUUAGAGCCACGGAAUGCCAAAAAUAGAGAGUCAACUGAAACCGUUGGAGUGAAUUUUUCUGAAGAUGAUUUAACAGUAACGGACAUAUCUGCUCAUCCGAGGCAUUUGAAGCAGAUGAAACCUCACCAACUAGAAGGUUUUAAUUUUCUUCUGAGCAAUUUGGUGACAGAUAACCCUGGGGGUUGCAUCUUGGCCCAUGCGCCUGGAUCCGGAAAGACAUUCAUGAUAAUUAGCUUCAUGCAGAGUUUUCUAGCCAAAUAUCCACAUGCUAAGCCACUAGUUGUGCUUCCAAAAGGUAUCUUGGCUACAUGGAAAAAGGAGUUUGAAACAUGGCAAGUAGAGGAUAUGCCACUGCUUGAUUUCUACACUGUGAAAGCAGAUACCAGGUUGCAGCAAUUGGAUGUCUUAAAAAAGUGGGUUGAGUGCAAGAGUAUCCUUUUUCUCGGAUACAAACAAUUCUCUACAAUUAUUUGUGAUGGUGGAUUUAGCCAGACCUCAAUUUCCUGCCAAGAGAUACUCUUACGAGCACCGUCAAUUCUAAUUUUGGAUGAAGGGCAUACACCAAGGAAUGAGAACACUGAUGUGUUGCAAUCUCUUGCAAAAGUGCAAACCGCUCGAAAAGUUGUACUUUCUGGAACCCUCUAUCAGAAUCAUGUGAAAGAGGUAUUUAACAUAUUAAACCUAGUUCGACCAAAGUUUCUUCGGUUGGACACUUCCAAAUCAGUAAUUAAGAAGAUAAUGAGCAAGGUUCAUAUAUCAGGAGUCAGGAAGCAGUUGAAAGCUGGAGCAGAUGCAGCUUUUUAUGAUUUGGUGGAGCACACACUGCAGAAGGAUGAAAAUUUUGAGAGGAAAGUCUCAGUAAUACAUGAUCUACGUGAGAUGACCAGCAAAGUCCUUCAUUACUACAAAGGAGAUUUCUUGGAUGAGCUUCCUGGUCUUGUUGAUUUCACUGUAGUACUCGGUCUUAGUCCCAGACAGAAGGAUGAAGUUCAGAAGUUAAAAAGGUUUCAAAGGAAGUUCAAAAUUUCAUCUGUUGGUAGUGCUGUUUAUCUACAUCCAAAACUGAAUUCUUUCUCUGAGAAUUCCGUCAUGACAGAUGAUAAGAUGGAUGACUUGUUGGACAAAUUAGAUGUCAAAGAGGGAGUCAAAGCAAAAUUUUUUCUUAAUAUGAUAAAUUUGUGUGAGUCAGCUGGUGAGAAGCUCCUUGUUUUUAGUCAGUAUCUCAUACCCUUGAAAUUUUUGGAGAGAUUGUGUGUGAAAAUGAAGGGCUGGCAUCCAGGAAUUGAGAUUUUUUCUAUCUCGGGUGAAUCAAGCUCUGACCAUCGAGAGUUGUCUAUGGAGCGCUUCAACAACUCUCCUGAUGCUAAAGUUUUCUUUGGAUCUAUUAAGGCUUGUGGAGAAGGAAUUUCUUUGGUGGGGGCAUCCCGAGUUAUAAUCUUGGAUGUUCAUCUUAAUCCAUCUGUGACCCGCCAAGCUGUUGGCCGUGCAUUUCGUCCUGGUCAGAAGAAGAAAGUGUAUGCAUAUAGACUGAUUGCUGGUGAAUCUCCUGAAGAGGAGGAUCAUAGUACUUGUUUCAAGAAGGAAUUAAUUGCAAAGAUGUGGUUUGAGUGGAACAAGUAUUGUGGCAACCGAGAUUUUGAAAUGGAGACUGUUGAUGUGAAUGAGUGCAAUGAUCUGUUUCUGGAAAGUCCUUUGUUGAGGGAAGAUAUUAAGAUUCUGUACAAAAGGUAGAUGCUGGGACCGUAGAGCUGAGACUGACAUGGGCACAAUAAGUAUUGAGCUUUUUCCUUGUUUGGCACAAGUAAUUUCUUGCUUCUUUAUGUAGCCAUUCAGUCCUUGGUUAUGUUUCUUGGUUGAUAUACUUUUGAAAGCUGUGUAGGCUCAUUGCUUGAAAGCAGUGUUAGGUAAAUUUGAUGGUAAAGAAAUGAGAAUGACCUAUUUUUGACAGCAGUCAGUGGCUUUUCCGUUUCUUUGAGCCUAGGAGGCCUUAGAACAUAUCCAUAACGAAGCCAGGAAUCAUCAACUAGAUGCUUACUUUAGUGCAUGACAGUUUUUUGAACUACUUUUGUAAAGCUGCAAAUCUUUGUGCAAGCAGUUUUCUAUGACUGUUUAUAGAACCAUCCUCACCUCUGAUGCAGGCCUGUGUAAAUGCUACUUUGAAUUUAACGAGAUGAAAAUUGUAAAUUGUGCUUUCCGAACGUUCUGGUUGACCAAAGGUUCUUUCUAAUUCCAUAUAGUAGAAAUUUUACAGGGAA
Messenger RNA from Theobroma cacao (cacao), 3472 nucleotides. RefSeq names its product SNF2 domain-containing protein / helicase domain-containing protein (gene DRD1). Gene Ontology annotation, molecular function: ATP binding. NCBI's taxonomy places the organism in Eukaryota, Viridiplantae, Streptophyta, Magnoliopsida, Malvales, Malvaceae. Gene Ontology annotation, biological process: gene silencing by siRNA-directed DNA methylation. The record is from RefSeq and is a predicted model, not a curated record.